Molecule: messenger RNA, 204 nt
Organism: Rotaria sordida
Lineage: Eukaryota; Metazoa; Rotifera; Eurotatoria; Philodinida; Philodinidae
Source: the annotation of a GenBank genome assembly
AUGCGACAUAGACGACGAACAACUAUAUCAGCAAAUGAAUUAUCUCAAUCGAUUAUUCAAUCAUCUGAUUUAACAACACCGUCAAGACGUCAAAGUUCAACAUGUGUAUCUCACAAUGAGAAUCGUCAAAAUUCAAAUCAAUGCGAUGAAAAUGAUAAUUCAAUUGCACAUAGAAAUAUUUUAUAUAAAACAAUAAUUGAUUGA